Messenger RNA from Cladophialophora immunda, 1311 nucleotides. RefSeq lists its product as uncharacterized. The transcript has 3 exons. The coding region runs from base 1 to 1311 and encodes 436 amino acids. The record is from RefSeq and is a predicted model, not a curated record. NCBI's taxonomy places the organism in Eukaryota, Fungi, Ascomycota, Eurotiomycetes, Chaetothyriales, Herpotrichiellaceae.
AUGGAACCGAUCAGCGGAGUCGUGGCUGCAGUCGUCGCUGUGCACACCGUGGUACUUAAUCUGUACAACAUCACCUCCUCCAUCCGGAACAUUCCUCUCGAGCUUCGAAGCAUUGACAAUCAAUGUGGCGUCAUCAGGGUAACCUUGUCUCACAUUGAACGCAUUCUCCGCGAGCGCACAGAACAGGAUGCCCAAAGGCAGGACAACAUAUGCGAGGAUCUGCAGGGGACUCUUCGUGGUUGCCAGCAGCUCUUUGAGGAGCAGUUGGGAAGAUUGCAGGGAUAUGGCAUUGGCAACGACUUGAAUGUUCUUGACCAAAAGAACAAGAAGAAGAUAAUAAAGGCCGCCUUGAGCAGGGCCGAGCUGGAUUUCCAUCAGCAGCGUUUGAGAGAGCAAUUUGAGGUCCUCCGUCUGAUGCUCGAGGGACUCCGAAUGCCGCACAACGAAGCUCCUGAUCAACAGUGCAGGUCGUGCAGACGCGGACGAGUCGAAUCCGUGAGACGACGGUCAGAUCCUUCACCUCAAGAAAUCACUGAACCCCUGCGGCAGCCCAAUGCUGGUAUUGGGAGCCGCAUAAGACGAAUUUGCUCCAGUUGGUCAAUCAGCCGAAGCUCUAUAUCCAGGGUCUCUACUGAGGCACAGACAUUCGACUCCACGGUUGAAAGUUCGAGACCUCCCAUCCCUGCGACCGAGCCGUCCGUGCCGCAUCCCACCUGGACCAGGUCGAGCAAGUCGACAAUCACCGUGCACGAGUUCGAAUCCCAGAGUACAAUCUACGAACCCACUAUCGUGAAUGUCCAGUGCGAAAUUCGGAAGAAAUCCGAGAGACCCACCACGGUGCGGUCAUCCAGAUCGACUCCAAUGAUGAGGGAGAGACCAAGUACUGUCUAUCGGGAACCUUCCGCCGUGCCUGCUGUUCCUUCCCUGCCCGCGCAUUACGCGCAAGCGGAGAGGACAGAGGGGACACCCAUGUGUCCAGAUACUGUUCAGAACCACCCCACUAGUUCUCCAGGUGACGUGCAGACCAGAGAACCGCGGGCGCCGCUGUCGGAAAAGAGUGCAAAUGCCCAGAUCCAGCGACCGAAUCAAGUGUCUAACGGCCAAAAGGCCAGGAGGAGGUUUGCGCCAGGCCAUCGCAAAACCGUGAGCGCCUGUGAGCCGCAAAGAACAAUCCCGGAGCUCGCGCACUUGAGAAAUCUGAAUCAGUCAAGUUGUGACCUCAACACGACACAAGGACACCAUCUCAACCGGGAUCAUUACCCUGAAGACGAGCUUUUGACUGCGACCCUCACAAGUGUAGAACUAACUUGA